Molecule: messenger RNA, 7527 nt
Organism: Mesorhabditis belari
Lineage: Eukaryota; Metazoa; Nematoda; Chromadorea; Rhabditida; Rhabditidae
Source: the annotation of a GenBank genome assembly
AUGGACGUUUUACCAGACAUCGACGAUUUUGAUCUUGAUCCCGGAUCUGACCUCCGCUAUGAUCAAGAUGAAGAGGAACAAAUGGAGAUUAAUGAAAAUAGGGCUACUAUACCACCAACAUCAGCUAUCAAUGCGCUAAAUCGAAUUGACGGAAGAAAUUCAAAUUCUGUUGUUAUCCGGAAGCCUGAAGAUUUUCCACCAGAUAACGUUUUUGUUCAUCCAAUUGAUUGGCAUAUGCGUUUCCCCGAUUAUUCGGAACUCUCGGCGCUACAUAGAGCGAAACAACGCGCACGUGAAGAAGCUGUUGAUCGAUUGGCCAAUAAGAUUGAAGAACUACGAACUAGGAAAGAAACUCAGAAAAACAGAGAUCAUGACGGGAUCAAUUCGGACAUUCACUUUGAACCAAUGGUGUCGGACGUGGACAGUAUCUGUAAGUCGGAGAUAUUAUACGAGCCUCCGUCUGAUGGGACACCUUGGAUUGGUGUCAGCACAGCUUGUAAUACUCGCAGAUUGUAUAUACGCAAAAUUCCAAAGAACUCACUUAAAGAAAAGUCAAUCAAUCGGAGAAACACUGGAAUUUUCGAAACCAAUACCUUGAAUAAGCUAAUUCUGGAGGCAAAUGCUUUGAGAGCAAAAAAGUUGCCAAGUGAACCUUCCCACAGCAUUCUUCCGGAAUCUUCGCCUCAAAGUAAUAACAAAACGCCUGAAGGCAGCUUAUGGGUUGAUAGAUAUCGACCCAAAACCUUUUUGGACCUUCUUUCCGAAGAUAGUGUAAAUCGGAAUGUUCUAACUUGGGUCAAGCUGUGGGAUGAAUGUGUCUUUAAUCGAUCAGCCUUAUCUCAUCUCACCCAUAUUCGCGACAAGGAAAAAGUUUUAUUAGAAACAGAAGCUGAAAAGCCUCAUCGUCCAAAGCAUAAGAUACUUUUGUUAGCGGGAUCUGCCGGUGUUGGUAAAACAACACUAGCCACCGUCAUCGCUCAACAAACUGGCUAUGACAUUGUUCAUGUUAAUGCCAGUGAUUCAAGAAACGUUUCUGACUUAGAGAAGCUUUUACGAUCAGUGGCAGAAACAAAAAGGACUAUCAAUGGAACAAAACGACCACAAAUUUUGCUACUCGAUGAAAUUGACGGUGCUCCUGCUGAUGCAAUUAAUUGGUUGUCUAAAGCGAUAACUGCAAUAGGCAAGAAGGCGUUGCGUAGACCAAUCAUUGCUAUUUGCAACACUCUUUAUUCAUCUAACUUGCGAGAGUUACGGCAGCAUGCGGCGGUUAUUUUAGUGAAUCAUCCUCAUGAAACCAUUCUAGCUGGUCGACUUGAGAAGAUUGCGGACCAAGAAGAUGUGUUGAUAGAUCGUCAUUGUAUUGAAAAAUUAAUUGAGUGCACGGAAGGCGACAUUCGAUUAUCGAUUAAUACUCUACAAUUUUUGAGUCGAAUCACAAAUCGGGAUGAGUUCAUUGGUGAAGACGAUGUGAUAAAGGCAUGCCAACAAAAUUCACUUGGAAAUUCUAACCUCUUUGAACAAUGGGCAAAAUUUUUGGACUUGAAUCGACACUAUGACAAGCGAGGAAUUCUCAUGUCCGAGUCAACGAGAUUGAUCACCGUGGAAAAGGCUUGGAUGAUGGCCGGUGAUCAACGCGAACGCUUCGUUUUAGGUCUCCAUCAUAACUACACAAGGCACCAUCCGGCGAAUUCGUUCAGCAAAAUCUCACAAGCCAGUAAUUGCUUCGUGUUUUACGAUUCAAUCAAUCGAGUUAUCCAGGAAAAACAAAAUUAUGGACUGUCUCGAUAUUUCUACAGCUUUUAUUCCCCGCUACAUCUGUUAUUGACUACUCAUUCGAAAAUUCAACUUCUUUAUCCACAAAUUGACGCAGCUGCUAAAAUGAAAGCAAAUGAGGAGUGUCUUCGUUCAAUUCGUGCAAAUAUCCUUGAGACAUAUCGGCUGCCACUCAUUCUUGAAGUAUUGCCGUUAGUUCUCGUUAUAACGCAACCGACAUUCAAACAGGCAAACGUUUCGCUGAUAUCACACACUGAGCGACGAGCGCUUUCAAAUAUUUCCCAGAUAUUGGUUCAAUUUGGAAUCACAUUCAAAGCCUUCUCAGUUCGUGAUCAAAUUCAAUGGCUAUAUGACCCUUUGAUCGACAGCAUAUGCUUAUUUGAACUUUCAAAUAAAUCGAAAGUUGUGUUGAACAACGCAUAUAGAGAAGAAAUCGCUCGAUUGGUGAAACAAAAACACGUUCGUUUGGAUGAGCUGGACGCUGAGAGUGCAAUGAUAAUGGAUAAAGAAAACCUAGAAACACCGUCUAUCAGUAAGGAAAUACGUAAAAGAAAAUGGAGGGAUUUUGCGACUGAAACGACACCAAAAAUGAUUAAGUCGAUUUCAUCCGCCAAUAAAACGAAAGGAGUAUCAUUUGCUUACAAGCUAACUCCCUUGAAUGCAGUCAAAACGAAAGAAAUGAGUCAAGUACGCACAUAUUUACUUCAAAGGAUUUUUAGAAAACAGGCACUCCGGCUUUUAACAACAAAAAAGAAACCUUCAAAUAUACGAAACAUUGGAAUAAUUGCACAUAUUGACUCGGGAAAAACUACGAUCACAGAAAAAUUUCUUUAUUUGGCAGGGAUGAUAAAAUCGGUAGGGAAUGUUGAUUCAGGAACAACUGUAACAGAUUAUCUUGACAUUGAAAGGGAAAGGGGCAUUACUGUACAAUCGGCGGUUGUUCACUUUGACUGGCAUGGCCAUAAGAUCAAUUUAAUUGAUACUCCUGGUCAUGUCGAUUUUACGAUGGAAGUUGAAAGGUCUUUGAGAGUUAUGGACGGAGUUGUUGUCGUUUUAGAUGGAUCAGUCGGUGUUCAAGCCCAAACACUUACCGUCUAUAACCAAGCGUCAAAAUUUAAUCUUCCAUCCGUUUUCUUUCUGAACAAAAUGGAUAAGAAAGGAGCUGAUGAAAAGAAAGCAAUUGAUUCGAUAGAGCAGAAAUUGGGAGUAAAAACAAUUCUGACAUCAAGCCUAGUGAGAGAUGGGGGAAAAGUUACUGGUAUAGUUGACUUAUUGAAGAAGUCAUGGCUUGAUGUGACAAGUGAAUCUCCACGAUGGAUUGCGAUUGAUAAAAACACGAGAAUUGAAGAAGCCUAUCUACGAGGUCAUGAAGAAAUGUUAUAUUCAUUAGCUGAUUGUGACAAGGAGUUCUCGGACGAAUUUCUUGAUAAUAACUUUCAAAAUAUUAAAGCGAACACAAUUUAUGAAGCAAUUCUUCGUGUCACUUUGAAGAGAAUGGGCAGUGCCGUGUCUUGUGGUAGUGCGUUGAGAUGGAAUGCAAGCGUUAGCACAGCUUUGGAUGCGGUGGCGAGCUUUUUACCAAACCCUGAAGAGGAGCUAAACCUUUCCGAAUACUUCGAGGAUCAAUUGAGCGCUCUUGUUUUUAAGGUUACGCACGAUAAACGAAAAGGCCCGCUUAGUUAUCUGCGUGUUUACACCGGCAGUUUAAAAAACAACGCAACUAUUUUUAACGCAACCCGCGGGCAAAACGAAGGUCCGGCCAAAGUAUUUCUACCGUAUAGCGAUGAACUUACGUCCGUUGAUGUUAUAACAGCGGGUAAUAUUGCCGUAGUAUCUGGUUUGAAGAAAACGAUCACCGGAGAUACACUAUUAGCCACCGAUUUACUUGGGUAUGAAGCAGCAAAGAAACAUCAUACCAACCGAAAAAUUUCACAAACAAUUUCGCAUGACAGUCACCGAAAACAAGCUCACAAUGUUGGACUCCAUAGAUUAUCGGUUGUAAAAAAUGUGAAAAGUGACAAGAACGUGCUAACAAUGACAGGUAUUGAGACUCCAGAGCCCGUGUAUUAUUGCAGUGUUGAGCCACCUUCAACCAGCUCACAACAUGAAUUCGAAAAAGCGCUCUCUGAACUUUGUGUCGAAGAUCCGUCUAUGAGAUUUCGAGUCAGUCAAGAAACUGGACAAAUGAUCAUCGAGGCCAUGGGAGAAUUGCAUCUGGAGGUGAUUAAAGAUAGGUUCUUGACGAACUAUGGUCUAAAAGUUUUCUUGGGCCCAUUGCAGAUUGCAUAUCGAGAAGUGAUUUUAAAUGCGGCGUCACGCUCGACGUCAGUUGAAGAAACUUUGAAUGGCAGAAUACAUGCGGCGUCACUAAAUUUAUCGAUAUCUCCGAGUGACGCAAAGUUUAAACAAGUUUCGUUAAAUUUGCCGAAAGAUCCACCACCCCUUCCUCCGAGAGCUGAAUGGAUUCAAGCCAUAAACGAGGGUUGCAUGAAUGCUCUUCAAAAUGGACCACUACUUGGAUUUCCAAUUUCCAACGUUUCGAUCUCGCUUGAUGGAUACACAGUCAGUGGUGGAAAAAUUAAUACAGCUUUAAUAUCCGCAUGUGCAAAUCGUUGUGUCAGCGAAGCGUUGGACGAAAGUGGUGUUCGACUUGCGGAACCUGUGAUGAAAUUGGAUAUCACUGUACAAAAUCUUGACUCUUCGACACCUGGUCUUCAACCAAUUCUGCAAGAACUUAGCAAACGAAGGACUCAAAUUAGUGGGGUCACUCCGAUCGGUAACUCGACGACAAUAUCUGGUAUUAUUCCAUUAGCGGAGAUGCCCGAUUUAGCCUCGACCAUAAGAACUUUGUCAUCUGGAUACGCUUCACUACAUGUUCAGGUCCACGACUACCAAAUGCUCAAUGAACACGACCAAGAAAAAAUUAUUAGAACUAGUGUACAGAGAAUGUUGCGAUAUCUUUCUCUCGGCCGACUGUCAAAAGAGAUCUCUCGUUAUCACUCCCAUUAUGUUGGAAAAGGUGUCCCAACUCUGGGCAUUCGACGCGAAACGAUUAAUGCGUGGGAAAGGCGUGCACCAUUGGCACCAGUACAUGUGAAGAAGUUGACAAAGAAAGGCGUACGAGUGCUGAUUCAACCAAGCAACAGAAGAGCUUUUCCUAUUCAGGACUAUGUGGCCGCUGGAGCUUUAGUGAAGGAGGAUUUGAGCGAGGCGCAAUUGAUUAUUUCCGUCAAACAGGUUCCCAUUGAUCAACUGAUUCCCGAGAAAGCCUAUGCUUUCUUUUCGCACACGAUCAAAGCUCAACAGGACAAUAUGGCCAUGCUUGACACCAUUUUGCAAAGGAAAAUUCGGCUUAUCGAUUACGAGAAAAUCGUCGAUGAGAAGGGGAAGCGAAAAGUUAUGUUUGGAAAGUGGGCUGGCCAUGCUGGUUUCAUUGAUAUUCUUCAUGGACUUGGUCUUCGAUUGCUUGCACUUGGGCACCACACACCAUUUUUGCAUCUUGGCUUGGCGCAUAACUAUUCGGAUAGUCAUAUGGCAAUCAACGCAAUUCGUGAUAUUGGAUAUGAAAUCGCCUUGAAUAAAAUGCCUCGGUCUCUUGGUCCACUCGUGUUUGUAUUUACCGGCUCUGGAAAUGUAUCGCAAGGAGCCCAAGAGCUUUUCGAGCAUCUGCCCCAUGAAUUUGUUGACGUCGCAACAUUGCCUAAAGUUGCGCAAAAAGGACAGUUGAACAAGGUAUACGGGUGCGUGGUGACAAGAGCUGACCAUAUGGUUCCCAAAUCAAAUGAAGGUGUUUACAAUAAGCAAGAAUUCGAAGAACACCCAGAGAAUUUCCGGUCUAAAUUCGCCACGGAGAUUGCUCCAUAUGCUUCGGUGAUCAUAAACGGUGUUUAUUGGGGUGUCAAUACUCCUCGAUUGCUGACUAUCCCCGACGCAAAGAAUUUGCUGACACCUGUAAAUAAGUAUGACAUGCCUGGUUGCCCCUCUCUCCCUCAUCGUUUGAUUGCGCUAUGUGAUAUUUCGGCCGACCCUGGUGGUUCUAUUGAAUUUAUGACCGAAUGCACAACGAUCGAUAAGCCCUUCACGAUUUACGAUGCUGACUUCAACACGAGCAAGGAUGGUUUUGAUUCCAAAUCGGGCUGCCUUGUAUGUUCGAUUGACAACAUGCCGGCUCAAAUGCCUGUCGAAGCGACUGAACAAUUCGGAAACCUACUGUUUCCAUACGUUAUCGACAUGUUGAAUUGCUCAACAGAUUUGCCGUUUGAUCGUCUUCAAUGCGCCCCCGAAGUCAAACGAGCCAUCAUUACAAACAAUGGCGGGUUGACGCCCGAUUUUGAAUACAUCGCUGACUUGCGAAAACAAAAAGCUUUGAGCUCUUCGCAUAAAACAAGAGCCACGGGUGUCAACGAGAAAAAGGUCCUUCUUCUAGGUGCUGGUAUGGUCUCAGGUCCGGUGGCUGAUUUCUAUUCCCGACAAAGCAAUGUUUCAUUAACGGUAGCUACAGAAUCGUUGGCUGAUGGUCAAAAGCUUUGCACAUCACCGAACAUCUCAAACAUUGUUUUGGAUGUCAAUAAAGAACAAGGAACCCUUUCUGAUCUUAUCAAGGAACACGAUUUGGUAGUCUCGCUUCUUCCUUUCACUUUCCACACAGCGGUUGCGAAGAUGUGCAUUAAACACGGAACGGAUAUGUGCACCUCUAGCUACGUGUCGCCCGAACUACAAGAACUUCACAAAGCGGCCCGUGAUGCUGGAGUGACAAUUAUGAAUGAAUCAGGUCUCGAUCCCGGCAUUGACCACAUGCUUGCCGUUGACUGUUUCGACAAAGUGCAAGAACAUGGAGGAAAGGUCACCUCGUUUGUUUCCUUCUGCGGAGGUCUUCCUGCACCAGAAGUUUCGGAAAAUCCCCUUCGUUACAAGUUCAGCUGGUCACCAAAAGGAGUCCUCAUGGCGCUUUUAAAUCCCGCACGUUAUCUGAUGGAUGGCAAAAUUGUGGACAUUCCAGCCGGAAAAGUUGUCGACAGUCUCUACCCGAUCGAUUUCAUGCCAGGCUUCAACCUCAUCGGCUAUCCAAACCGUGACUCAACAAAGUAUGCUGACAUCUAUGGACUGGGCUCUGAAUGUAAGACACUUUUACGUGGAACACUUCGCUACAGGGGCUUUGUUGAAACGGUGAAGGCUCUGGAAGCGGUUGGUUUACUCAACUCGAAUCGCUCGGAGAUCUUUAAUUCUACCGUCGGACCAGAUCUCACUUGGAAAGAACUUAUGGCUAGUCUGCUAAACCAACAACCGGAUAUUUUCCCCGAAUCUUUGAUUAAUAUUGCUACCGAGCGUGUUGGAAAAGAAAAUCCGGUUGGUAUGCGCGCUCUUAUCGAACUUGGUUUCUUCUCGGAUAUUGUUGGAGAGCGCCAUGGAUCGGCUAUUGAUACUCUAGCGCCCUACUUGGCCAAGGUCCUUUCUUUCCGUGAAAAAGAACGUGAUUUGGUUCUUCUUAAUCACGACAUCGGUGUGCAGCUUCGCAAUGGUGCAAAAGAAAGACAUAGAAUCAGCCUUGUUGCAUAUGGUGGAGAGAAUGGAUUUUCGGCAAUGGCUCGCACCGUUGGAUACACUUGUGCCAUCGUUUCGCACAUGAUUCUUGAGGGUGAAAUCCAAAAGGGAGGCGUUCUUCGCCCAGUCAUCAAAGAGGUUUAUCGACCAGUGCUCAAACGCUUGGCAGACUUCGGAAUCUCAGCCACCCGCACCGUCACUCCAAUGUCUGAU